Pundamilia nyererei is the source of this 1156-nucleotide messenger RNA. It is a transcript of the gene polr2g, whose product is annotated as RNA polymerase II subunit G. The record is from RefSeq and is a predicted model, not a curated record. The transcript has 8 exons. The coding region runs from base 320 to 838 and encodes 172 amino acids. Gene Ontology annotation, cellular component: RNA polymerase II, core complex; P-body. Gene Ontology annotation, molecular function: single-stranded RNA binding; translation initiation factor binding; single-stranded DNA binding. Lineage: Eukaryota; Metazoa; Chordata; Actinopteri; Cichliformes; Cichlidae. Gene Ontology annotation, biological process: positive regulation of translational initiation; positive regulation of nuclear-transcribed mRNA poly(A) tail shortening; nuclear-transcribed mRNA catabolic process.
CUGUGGGUCGUUUAAAUAGUUAAUUAAGCGAUGCGUAGAUAAGGCAGAUAAAAUAUUUAAAUUGUUAUUAUAUUUAUUGUUUAACUUAACUUGUGAUUAUUACAUUUAACUUUAGUGUCUAUCAAAAUUAGAGAAGAACAGCGAUACGCUCCUGAGAGACAGAACUGAGGGCAACAACUUCCCACAUCGACUUCUGACUCGGAAGUGACUUUGUUAGGCACAAACGAGCGGCUGGUUUUCAUUCAAUACACGAAAAAACAUAUUUUAGAAAAUAUAAUAAAACGAUUUUUGAGUUGGGACUAAACGUAAACAGACCGAAAUGUUUUACCAUAUUUCUUUGGAGCACGAAAUCUUACUACAUCCGAGAUAUUUUGGUCCGAAUCUGCUGAACACCGUGAAGCAGAAGCUCUUCACAGAGGUCGAGGGGACCUGCACUGGCAAGCAUGGCUUCGUCAUUGCCGUUACCACCAUUGACAACAUCGGUGCUGGCGUAAUCCAACCAGGCAGAGGUUUUGUCCUCUAUCCAGUCAAAUACAAGGCCAUUGUCUUCCGUCCGUUUAAAGGAGAAGUUGUGGAUGCAGUGGUCACUCAGGUUAACAAGGUCGGAUUGUUCACAGAAAUAGGUCCCAUGUCCUGCUUCAUCUCUCGCCACUCGAUCCCCAUAGAAAUGGACUUUGACCCCAAUUCUAAUCCACCCUGUUAUAAGACAGUUGAUGAGGACAUUGUAAUCCAGCAAGAUGAUGAGAUCCGGCUGAAGAUUGUGGGAACCAGAGUGGAUAAGAAUGACAUUUUUGCCAUUGGAUCUCUCAUGGAUGAUUAUCUGGGUCUUGUGAGCUAAUUUUCUUCUGAGAAGCAAGAAACAGUGGGACUUUAUUGCGUUGUAUCUCAGUUUGUCUGUCUUAAUUACUAUUAAGACAGACAAAUUACUAUUUUUCUUCUGUUCUGGUAUAGAGAUGGGGGCCAAGCCCUAUAGGCACAUCAUGUUAUUAUGCUGUACAGCCUACUUUUUUUUUUUUUAUGGAAAUGUUGUAAGAGUGUUAACAAAUUUACUUAAAAAUUGCUAACGAAUAGAAGUAUCCAUAUUUGUAGUGUUUGUUAUUUUGAAUGCUCAUCAUUCCUACAUAUUUUUUGCUUUUGCUGUAAUAAAAUAUUUAAU